Pocillopora meandrina is the source of this 415-nucleotide messenger RNA. The record is from the annotation of a GenBank genome assembly. NCBI's taxonomy places the organism in Eukaryota, Metazoa, Cnidaria, Anthozoa, Scleractinia, Pocilloporidae.
GUUCGAGUCAUUGCUCAGCAGGAAAGUUAUGGCAACCAUGGAUUGACACUUUUAUUACAAAAUGGCUACGUACAGAAAACAACAUUGUGGCGAGACACUUUGAUAAGGCUUGUUGAGGAUUAGAAAACAACUGCCGAUGGAAAGGAAAAUGUGACUGAAUUAUCCACUCAUAUGAGCACAGCAAUUGACUUGCUGCAUCUUGCUUUAAGGAUUCAGAAGUUUACAGCAUGCUGCUUUUCAGACACGUCCUUUAGUUAAAUCUUUCUUAAAAGCCUAGAGGAAGCCAAGUAAAACUACAAGACCUGCAAAGUGCGUGGAAGGAACAAACCAGGAAAUUCCCACAGAGUUCUUCCUUUGCAUCAAAUAUACACGACUGAGACUCAAUCAAAACAUAAGUUCAAGAACUAAAGAGUGA